Amoebophrya sp. A120 is the source of this 4870-nucleotide messenger RNA. The record is from the annotation of a GenBank genome assembly. NCBI's taxonomy places the organism in Eukaryota, Dinophyceae, Syndiniales, Amoebophryaceae.
GGAAGGAAACGGUCGGGAAAGGCCGAUGUAGCUUGGGUGCGGCCUCAGUAAGGCUGCUGUAAAAGAGGAUCAAUAUCAAGCGGAUGAAGCUUGAGAUGCAACUCACGUAUUUACAUUGCACGAGCAGUAAGUAAUAUUUAAGUUUUGCGAAAUAAUUUAGAGAGGACCAACAACCAAGUCAAGUCUGUCUGGAAUGCGUGAAGCCGUAUCUAUUGUAGUCCUCCUGCCUUUACCACGGACUUAGAUACAGUUAGACAUAGAAGUUAGUACUAGAAUUACGAAAUCGCUAUCGCAUAAAAAAAAGAAACUUUUCUCAGACACCUAGCCACUCCUCUAAGUAUCUCUAUCUUCCUGCUGGGGAAUCAAUUGGUUCGUCGACUUCGAAGCAGCAGAAUAAGAAUGACUAUCGGAACGGCGCACCAGAUGGGACAACCGCUUCCCGCCCUAUUUACCAAUCAAAAGACCUCAUGGCAACUGAGCACUCACUGCAAUCAAAACUGACGGCAUUCUUAUCACUGAUUUUCGGGAAACUUUCUUUUUGCUUUCUGUCGGGGCUACUUUUAUCCUUUACUAUACUAUACGAUUUCUUCCAGUAGAGAUAACGAAGACAUUCAUCAUGCCGGCUCUGAAUUUGCUGCAUAAGUCUGCUGCACGGGACUCGUGGAGGACGGAUUUCGCAACCGCGCGACACUAUGGAGAGCUGCAGAUUCCCGGAAAUCCGCACUGCUGGCAAAGAUUGGAAUCGAAGCAAGUAAGAAGGCUCGUUGCAGCAGGAUCUUCUGGUUCUGCCAUGGAACAAGGAAGAACGGAACAAGGUCCGAUUGGAGUAGCAGUGGCAUCCAUGGCCGCUGGUGAGGGAGACACAGAAAGCACGACUUUGCAAUGCUACGUUGCCAGAAGUGGUACUCCUGCACGCGGUCUCGCCGAUGGUGCAGAGCAUCGUCCCCCAACAUUUGGCGACAGCAACAAAGAGCAUCAAAAUGCCGGUCCACUUGUUGAUGUUGGCCGCUCCCACUGCGAGCCCUCAACGCAGCAGACGCAGGAGUUGAACCAGCAGCCGAAUGUGCCGCGCUUUUCGCGCAUCCUCGGAACCAAGCGCGCACCGUACCGACGGAGAAAGGACGAAGUCAAAUCUGCGCUGCAUUGGGGGCAGCGCAAACUGUUUUUGUCCGAGCUCGAAUUUUUGUUGGACGUUUGUUUUCCGAAGAGCAUGGGGUUUGUUGGCAAGACCGAAAAUGUUGCAUCACGGCCCUCGUGGUCAACACCCAGUGAAGAUGACGGGAGCUGCUUUUCGCUGUCCGAAGCACUUUUGGCGCAGCUGCAGGAACGGCUGCUGGAAAAUGUGGAAGCUGCUGGAUGCGAAAAUCAAGGAUCCGCCCCGGAGGGAGCAGAUGGAACGCCACAAAAGAACAACUCAGCUUGUUCUGCUGUGGCGCUGGCUACACUGGCAGACCUACCUCUGGUCGGACCUGAGCCAAGUACACGUGCUUAUCCGAAUACUAGAGACAGACACAGUUCUUGCGCUGACGUCGAUGCAGCUACAUCAACUGCAGCAGACCUACUCGAUAUUAGUUCCCUGAAGCAGAAUUUUGACUCCGUCGGCGAGAUCCUCCCCCGGUCCCCCUUGCUGGCCCACGACGACAAGGCUUUUUUCCUGGUGUACUACAUCGGCGCUGCCCCCGGGGAGCACAUUGCCCUGCUGGCGAAGUGGUUUGCGGCGAAUGUGUUUUUCGUUCUGUACGACCCCAGGCCCUUUAACGUUGUGUCGUCUUUGAAGAAUGAAGCUUCUUCUCGCAAUAGAGGUACUAGCACGACAGCGCUAGUAGUGGACUGCGAAUACAACGAAGACGAGGACCCACAUGGUUCCGAUUGUCCGACCACGACAUCCACCACCUCUCACCCCGACCUGCUCGAGUUCUUACGCACCAACCACGCCGAGCGGAAGCUGCCCUAUGUGGGUGCGGACGAGCACAAGCAUGUCCGAUUUCUGCAGGGCUCGACAGCGACGGUCUACGGCGGGGAAAUGGUUCUACCGAACGUGGAGUGCCGACAGCGCAAAUUCGACCUGGACACGGAGUUUUUUGUGCUCCAAAGCGACAGAGAACGGUGGCCCAACGCAAAAGUGUUGCUGAUUUCCGACAUUCGGUCCGCGGAUCCACGCGAUUUCCCCAAUGGUGGAGUCAGUGGGAGUGGCAGUAGCAACAUUGGAGGAGGACAACCGGCGGCCGAUGGGGGCGGGCCAUCGAAGGGGAGAGGGAGUAGUGCAGGGAUACGCAGAGGAAAAGGAAAUCUGAAGCACCAAACGGAUAAUCAGACGAAUUCUACUCCUGCAGCUGUGUCUGCCUCGGAAGUCAACACGACAACAUCAAGAAGGGAAGGCCUUGUUGAUUCUCUUGGGGACACGAACAAACACAGGAAGCACACAAGCUUCACCGAAGACUCUACGACCGCGGAGUCAGCUGCUGGGAUGAACAAGAAAAAGCAGAAGUUCGUCGAGAGGAACAAAUCGAGAGCGGAAAGUAGGACGGGCAACAGCACUGGUCGGGGGGGAGGCGAUGCAUGUGUGUCCGGCAGUAGAUCGGGGCAACAAAACACGACAUCCAAUUUCGAAGACUUUCUCUUCGAGGAUUUGUAUGCCCAGCAAGACUGGGUGGAAAAACUGGACCCGGUCUUGGCGAUGCUGAAAUUUCGCCUCCCCUACCAUGACGGCAGCAUGUCGUAUACACAUUUUUAUAGCUUAGUGGUGCUUUUCCUCUUUGUCUUUCGGGUUUCUUGAGCACUUUCGCCAUUCCUUGUCGUUGUCCUCGAAGUGCGCCGUCAUGCUCAUGACUCUACAAUGCAAAGAGAAAGAACUCAUCUUCAAGCACACAAAAGCUCAAGCAAGAUCGGAAUUUGAAAGCAGUCGUCCCUUUUCACUGCAUAUCGACAGGUACCUGGAUGGCGAGAUGCGGUUGCCGAUGUUUGCGCCGCAGACGUCCACAGAAUGUCGGCUCGUGACGUAUGCAAAGGCUGGGAAAAAGCUGUACGACUUUACCGAACACGGUGAGCAAAUGUUUCACUUCAACACGGAACAGCGGGUGCACUGUUACGCGUUUACGUUUAGUAGUUUGACUGACCACGACCACGACGACAUGGUUUUUGGGAAGUGUAACAACGCUCCGUCGUGCCGCGAGACCACAAGGUCCCGGGGAACCCACGACGAGCAAGUCGCGUUCCGCACCGAGGCGCUCGACCACGGGCUGGAUAAUUGCUACGAUUGCACCGCGGAAAAGUCUCUGCUAGCUCGGCUGGUGGCGAUCUACCAGGCUGCAGCUCGAAACAGGCGGAAGUUGCUACGCCAAGAUGAGGACGAAGACCUAGAAGACGACCGCUCAGCGAUGGAUCUGUUCGACAGCUGCCCUCGUUCGCCCGACGACGACGACCAAGCAGGGGACACGGAUAACUGCGACCAGCAAUUACAACCACAACAGCUGCUCCGCCUUCCGGACGCAAAAACCCUGUUUUGGCUACUGCACAAAAAGAUCACCCAAACCUGUGGGGCCGCGCGGGGGCGUACGAUGUUCUCGACCCUGGUCUCCCCCGCAGACGCUUACGCAUCGUGGCACAGUAAAAGCGCAAGGACCCACUACAAUUACAGCAGUAACAUCAGCAAAAACCAAAGUAUUGGUGCCGAUUCAUUUUCGGGUCCCGAUGCCCGAACAGGGCGGCAGGGAAAAAAGCGGCGCGCACUGACGGUUACGUCCUCAACUUCCACCACCGCAACAUUGAAUGACGCGACUUCUGAGCAGGAGAACCUGCACCAAAGUAAGCGGCAUAGAGCGCAGCACCGGGAGGGAGAAGCGAAACACGAAUUAUCUACUGUAGUAGCGUGACCGACAGGCUGCAUUUGACUAGCAUUCGCAAGCGUAGUUAUACAACUGGGCUCCAGAAUACGAUUUUUCCUUUUCGGUAUUGACAAUUAAAACCUACACCACCAUUACAAGAAAAGGAGAACGACACACACAGGGCCAGUACAACUUUAAACUAGAAUACACUUUUUUACCUGCAAAUACAGUAUUUUUUUAACCUCGUCCAGCUUGCACGUUUUACGUCCGUCUAUAAUUUCGGAUCUCCGCCCCCUUCGCUGAAAAGAGAAAGACGCGGUCAUGCAUCCAGACACCGAGAAUAAAAGUAUCAGUGGAAAAAUAUUGUAGUCGAGCAGCAGCUUCUGUUUCGAAAAUUUAUGCGAGAAUGCAGUCCCAUUAGUUUAGCAAAAGAUUAAGAUGCGGCUUAAGUGUGAGAAUCUGGUAUCAGCAGGCCGUUAAAACCACUCGGUCGCAAUUAUUGUCAGAUGAGCAAUCAGCACAUUCAUUGCAUCUCAGCUUCUGAUAUUAAACAUGUUUUUCUUGUGCGAUGCCAACGUCGACGACCACUCCAAGAAGCGACCUGGCGACUCCUCGUCCCUGCCACACGCAGUAAUUGGCCAACGCAAUGCCAGCAGCAGCAACCGUUGGUUGCAGCGGUUUUGGCGGGGGAGGACUAGACAGCAUCGCAUACGCGGCUGUUGCGCCCAGAUUUAUUGAAGGCGACACGAAGACCACGAACCUACAAGGUCAACAACGGCCUGACGGUUCAGUUUCACUAUGUAUCCUUCUCUUUGACGCCACCUGUGAAAUUGUGUGUAAGUACAACGACUGCAACGCCUCCUUUUCCACCGGGUGAUAGGCACUAGAAACGGUGAUGAAAACGGAACUUAUGACAUACGACCAUCUAUACGACAUUUUCGAACAUGCACGCACACGGACUCAAUCGCAACAAGUACAUAAUCAUAAGCAACAGAAUCGCGAACUACCAAACGAAAGCGGAAACAUGGAAAAACCUUGCUAAACAU